UCAAGAAGUAUGUUUUUGUAACUCUUGUUUAUCCUGUAUUACUGUUUACCCUGAAUGCGUCACAGUUUACGAUGAGCUGACUGUGUUGUGCCGUUAGCUUGACUGUUACGUUUGUGCUGCACUUUCACGCACGUCUUCCACACGGACAGCCGAGUGUCACGAUGUCCGGCGUGAAGAUCCGCGAGUACCGCGACGGCGACUUCUCUACGGUGCGGGAGAUUUUCUCGCUGGGCAUGAGCGAGCACGUGCCGGCGUCCUUUGUGCAUUUCCUCAAGCAGCCGCAGUGUCAGAUGCUGCUCGUGUGCACCUUCUGUGCGCUGCUAGCUAGCUCCAAGUCCUUCCUGCUGCCCGUUCUCGCCAUCACGCUGCUGCUGGCCAUCGUCCGCCAACUUGUGGUCUACAAUUUCAACAACUACAUCGAGAAGUGCUGCAGCACAGAUCUCAAGAACAUCAGCGAGACCUACAUGGCCGCCCGGGACGCCUGCUUCUGGGUGGCGGAAAACGAGGGCCGCGUGGUGGGCAUGGUGGCCUGCCUCCCCAAGGACGGCGUCGCCGACUGUCUGGAGCUGAAGCGUUUGUCGGUACUACGCGGCCAUCGCGGCAGGGGCGUGGCCAAAAAGCUGUGCCAGGUGGUGACGGACUUUACGCGCGAGCGAGGCUACGCCGGCGUGGUCCUCCACACUUCCAUGGUGCAGACGGACGCGCAGAAGCUGUACGUGGCCAUGGGGUUCCGCAAGCUGCGAGAGUUCCCGGAGGGCAAUCUCGCCGCCAAGCUCAUAAACUUCUCGCUCAUUGAGUACAGACUGGAUCUGCACAAAGACCACGCGGCAGAGUGAGUCUGCGGACGUUCUGUGACCACGUCCGUUGCGAAAGCGCUCUUUGAGAAGCCAGAAGGAGGCCCGCGCAACCCAGAUGUGAGGCGGGACACGGUGUGCAAUGGGCAAUUGUUUUCCUUGUGCUAAAAAUGGUAUUGCUUGUGGUUCACUCUUCAUAUAUAUAUAUAGACAUCUUGCCUUAGAGACAAUGGAUGGAUUGAAUAACUGAAUCUGAAUGGCACAAUCUGAAUUUGAAACGAUAGACUUUUUUUUUCUUUG
Hippocampus zosterae (dwarf seahorse) is the source of this 1094-nucleotide messenger RNA. It is a transcript of the gene nat8, whose product is annotated as N-acetyltransferase 8. The transcript has 3 exons. Lineage: Eukaryota; Metazoa; Chordata; Actinopteri; Syngnathiformes; Syngnathidae. The record is from RefSeq and is a predicted model, not a curated record. Bases 162 to 836 code for a protein of 224 amino acids. Gene Ontology annotation, molecular function: N-acetyltransferase activity.